CCUUUUUAUAUAUAUAUUUUUCUCGCUAUUACUUCGACUCUUGGUGAUUAUUCUCGAUGGAAAUGGGAUACUUCAUGCGAGGUUAUUGCCACAUGUAAAGACGGAACCGCUACAGCAAACAAACACAGGUUCGGAAGAGUGCGCCCAGCCGAGCUCGGAGCACCGGCGAUCGGACACUUCCUUUGCGACGCCCGCCGAUUCCUCCCCGCUCCAGAAGCCCUGUCCCGGCCGCAGCCACGCCAGCCCCCAAUUCCGGACACUCAGCACCAUUCAGCGCGAAGCUCUUUCACCAGACAUGCCCUGUGUGCAGGCUCAGUACGGGCCCGCCCCUCCAGGCUCCGCCUACUCUGGCCAGUCCUUCAGUUACCAGGGCGACAGCUACAGCUCUGACCUCAUGACCCCUGACUACACCAAGCUGGACCUUGGUGGUGGAGAGAUCUCUGCCGCCGCCACAACCUCCCUACCCAGCUUCAAUGUCUUUGUGGAGGGGAGCUACGAGCCCAAAUCCUCCUGUCUCUACCAGAUGCCAUCACACAGGCCCAUCAAAAAGGAGGAGGAGAGCUACCCAACUGCUCCGCCACUGGAUGCCAUGUCCUCCUCCACCAUGUACUUUAAACAGUCUCCCCCAUCCACCCCCACCACCCCGUCCCUGCCGCCCCAGCCUGGCACCUCCUUUCUGUGGGAGGAGCACCCCCUGGCCCCUCCUUCGCACCACCACUCUCUGGGCUCCAGCCUGGAGACGUGCCCCCUCAAGUCGCCCCGCUUUCCGCACUUCUACCAGCACUCGCCUCCCCACAGUGGCGGCAGCGUCAGCGGUUACGAGAGCCUGGGUGGAGGACUUGUUCGCACCUCCUCCUCUUCCUCCUCCUCCUCCUCAUCUGUCUCCCAUCCUCACUGUCCACCCCUGGAGCAGCCCAUGUACCAGCUCCACCGCGGGGCCGGGGGCAGCAGCCUGGCCUUCCGCUCCCUGGCUCUUGGGCCCUGUGGCCCCCUACUAGGAGACAGCCUGCCAUCGCCUCCCCCGCGUGGCCCCCAAGGAGAGGGCACCUGUGCGGUGUGUGGGGACAAUGCAGCCUGCCAGCACUACGGCGUACGCACUUGUGAGGGCUGCAAGGGCUUCUUCAAGCGCACCGUGCAGAAAAACGCCAAGUAUGUGUGUCUGGCCAGUAAGAACUGUCCUGUGGACAAGAGGAGACGCAACCGCUGCCAAUACUGCCGUUUUCAGAAGUGUCUGAGUGUCGGCAUGGUGAAGGAAGUGGUUCGUACUGAUAGCUUGAAGGGUCGCAGAGGCCGUCUGCCUUCCAAACCAAAGAGCCCCCUGCAGACAGAAGCUUCUCCUCCUUCUCCACCCCUCAGCUUGCUCUCCGCUCUGCUCAGGGCUUAUUCUCACUGCACGCCCCGUGACCUCGACUACAGCCAGUUCAGUGCUGCCGACCCUCCUUCCUCCUCCUCAGAGGCCGAGCACAUCCAGCUCUUCUACAGGCUGCUCACCAUCUCGAUGGAGACCACGCGGUGCUGGGCUGAACGGCUGCCCGGGUUCUCCGAGCUUCAACGUGACGAUCAGAGCCUGCUCAUUGACUCUGCCUUCCUGGAGCUGUUUGUCCUGCGAUUGGCUCACAGGUCAAUGCUGUCGGAUGAUAAACUGGUGUUCUGUAAUGGCUUGGUGCUGCACAGGUUUCAGUGCCUUCGUGGGUUCGGAGAGUGGCUGGACUCCAUUCGGGACUUCUCCACCCACCUCCAGAGCCUAAACCUGGACGCCUCUGCCUUCGCCUGCCUGGCUGCCCUCGUACUGCUCACAGAGCAAGUCCCAGGUCUGAAGGACUCAAAGCGGGUUGAGGAGCUGCAGAAUAGAAUGAUUUGUUGUCUCAGAGACCACCUGGGUUGCAGCCCUGCUUCCUCCUCAUCCAAGGUGGCGCCCCCUCUGAGUCGUAUUCUGGGCUUAAGGGCAGAGCUCCGUUCCCAGAGGACCCAGGGCCUCCAACGAAUCUUCUACCUGAAGCUGGAGGACCUGGUACAGCCCCCUCCGUUGAUUGACAGGUUCCUGGACACUCUGCCCUACUGAGAGCCGGGCUAACCACACAGAGAGAAAACCCACAUCACGUUCUGUUCAGGCGCCCCCCUCCCCCACCCCCUCCCCCCUCAAGGAGCACGCACACACAUGCAGAGAGACUCUCACUCCACUCUGACUGAUGCAGAGCAGAGAGCCAAUCAAAUGCUUUUCACUCAACAGGACAACCAACUAAAUGCUUUUCACCAGUUCAAAAGACAAUUACUCAAACGCUUUACCACUUUUUAUUUGAUACUCCGGUUUUUCUCAUGUGGGGGAGGAUGACAAGGCUGAGAUGGACAACAGAAAAAUGACUUUUAACUGUCCUCUCGCCAUCUGGGUGGAAGCUCAUCCAGCAAAAAAGAAAGAAGGUUCAUGAGUACUGUUUAUCUGUGUUUUGGCCUGACUCAUCCAAUAUGAGGAUUUAUUUUUAGUGCAGAGGAAAGGGGUGAUGUCACUGUGUUCGAUGUCCCAGUGAAACUCAAGUCUCUGUGUGUUUUCCAUCCUCCUGCUGAAAGAAAGCAAGGGGGCGUUUUCAUACUGAAAAUUUACUGAAAUGUCAGAGGUCAGACAGCGUAAGCAUAGACAAGCAGGACACCGAUCUUUCACAAACACAUGGAAGUGGCUGUUGAGUUGGGCUCUUGAUUCCAAGUGCAAUUUCUUAAGUGCUAUCUCACCACAAAAGGGAGAAGUAAUGGUUUAAUUUCAAACUCUAAAUUAUUUUAGUCGAAAGACAUGUCUUGUACUGUCAGUAACUAAAGAAAGAGAGACAGUCCACACCUGGCUUUAGACAGCAAAGGUCAUACUGUGCACUAACGAUUGAUUACUGAGUCACCCAGACUUGAACUUGCUCUAGUAUGUUGUUUUUUUUAAUUAACUAAUUUUGAAAUCAUAGGUCGAGUAGAAGUAUGGAGGAAUGAACAUGGACAGAAAUUGGCUCUUGAAGCACUUACACCCUGAGAAGGGCUAGAAGCACAGACACACACCCUACCUGCUCCCCUGGAAGACGACGUGAGUCGGGGAGAGGAGGGUGCUCGACAGAUAGCUGUAUGUCCAGGGGUGAAACAUUCCGCAGUCAUGCUCUUUUUCUAUUUGUUUCUAUUGUGGAGGCCGUGUGAGAGUGUGGAGGACAUGGUUGCAUACUGUGUUUGUGUACGCUUAGAGAAGCCAGGAUCAUAUGCAUGGUGUGUUAUAAGCUGUCAAGAGCUGCCAUAGCCUGUCAAAACAGCUCAACCUGUGUUUGUGUCUCAGACUGUGGCUCUAUGGGGAUCUCCCUGGGCCUCCACCACCCACUCACACUCACGGCGGCAGUUUGAAAUAUGAAAAAAACGAAUUAUAUAGAUAUAAAUAUGAAUAUAUAUAUACAUAUAUAUAUAUAUGUAUACAAAACUAAUAUUUUGAAGUGUUUUUAGCUUUUUCAAAUAUUGUGGUACGAGUUGUGCAUUGUUUUUUGAAGAAGAGAAACAAAAAAGAAAAAAAAGUUGCUGUUUUUCAAUGUCCCUCUUUGGUUUGAGUUUCCUGUUUGAUCUUUUUUUUUUCUUUUAUCUUUGGUUCACUGGAUUUUCUGUUCAGCACUUUGAAAUCAUAAACUAGUUCUGAUUAUUCUGCC
This is a messenger RNA of Cyclopterus lumpus (lumpfish), 3656 nucleotides long. It is a transcript of the gene nr4a3, whose product is annotated as nuclear receptor subfamily 4, group A, member 3. The record is from RefSeq and is a predicted model, not a curated record. The coding region runs from base 296 to 2062 and encodes 588 amino acids. NCBI's taxonomy places the organism in Eukaryota, Metazoa, Chordata, Actinopteri, Perciformes, Cyclopteridae. Gene Ontology annotation, molecular function: RNA polymerase II cis-regulatory region sequence-specific DNA binding; nuclear receptor activity; zinc ion binding. Gene Ontology annotation, biological process: regulation of transcription by RNA polymerase II; cellular response to corticotropin-releasing hormone stimulus. The transcript is spliced from 8 exons. Gene Ontology annotation, cellular component: nucleus; transcription regulator complex.